AUGUCCUUCGGCCUCACCAGCGCUCCUGCAUUCUUUACGCAUAUGAUGAACAAGGUGUUCAUGGAUUUCUUGGACAAAUUCGUGGUGGUGUUUAUUGACGACAUCCUCAUCUACUCCAAGAGCAAGGAAGAACAUAAGGAGCAUCUUCAGGCAGUUCUGCAAAGGCUUCGUGAUCAUCAAUUGUAUGCCAAAUUCAGCAAAUGUGAGUUUUGGCUCCAGCAAGUGGGAUUCCUCGGACAUAUCCUCUUGGCAGAAGGAAUCUCGGUGGACCCAAGCAAGGUAAAAGAUGUACUUGAUUGGUCCGCACCCACCACCGUCUCAGAGAUCCGAAGUUUCCUUGGACUUGCCGGAUAUUACCGCCGUUUUAUCGAAGGAUUUUCCAAGAUCGCCAAGCCGACGACUGAGCUCCUCAAGAAGGACAAGAAGUUCGCAUGGACUGAAGACUGCGAACGGAGCUUCAAUGAGUUAAAAACCAGGCUGACAUCGGCACCUGUAUUAACUCUUCCAGAUAUCUACCGCAGUUUCGAUGUUUACUGCGACGCCUCCAGAAAAGGACUGGGAAAGCUCUAG
Molecule: messenger RNA, 570 nt
Organism: Aegilops tauschii subsp. strangulata
Lineage: Eukaryota; Viridiplantae; Streptophyta; Magnoliopsida; Poales; Poaceae
Source: RefSeq, a predicted model, not a curated record